Molecule: messenger RNA, 448 nt
Organism: Mycetomoellerius zeteki
Lineage: Eukaryota; Metazoa; Arthropoda; Insecta; Hymenoptera; Formicidae
Exons: 1
Molecular function (GO): nucleic acid binding
Source: RefSeq, a predicted model, not a curated record
AUGAUUGAGCGAGAUCGGCAUAUGACAUACCGCGAGAUUCAGGCAUCCUUAGGCAUUGACAUGAAAGCAAUACAUACGAUUUUGCAUGAUCACUUGAGCGUACGGAAACUUUGCAGUCGUUGGAUCCCACACAAUUUGAUCGAAGCUCAAAAACUGGCUCGUGUUAAAUGGGGCAAAGAAAUGCUCAAGAAAUUCAACCGAGGUCGGUCAAAUUUGGUCUACAACAUCGUUACUGAGGAUGAAACAUGGAUCUAUUCGUAUGAGCCAGAAAGUAAACAACAAUCCACUGUUUGGGUAUUUCAAAAUGAACCGAAACCAACAAAAGUUGUUCAUUCACGCAGUGCUGCCAAGCAAAUGAUUGCUUGUUUCUUCGGUUAUACCAGACAUGUGGCAACCGUGGCUUUAGAGGAUCAAAGGAUUGUAAAUACCGAUUGGUAUACAACAAUUU